AUGCGAUCAAAUUUUCUGUGUCUUUCAUCUAUAUUAUCCAUUAUAUUGUUCUUUUUUAAAAGUGCAUCGUGCAACCAACAUUUGGAUUCGAAUAGACGAGAAAUACUCGAACUGCAUACAAAAUACAGACAGGAUUUGGUUGAUUGUAAAGUUGAUGGACAACCUCCAGCUAAAUAUAUGUCACCAUUGAAAUGGAAUUACAAUCUGGCUGCACAAGCACAAAAAUUGGCGAACAAAUGCAUCUUGCAACACGACAAACGUCAUUCGGAUGAAUUCUCUUGGGUUGGACAAAAUAUUGCUCUCCAUCCAACCAUUAAGUCAGGAGUAGAUGCUUGGUUCAAUGAGCACAAAUUAUACGACUACAAUCAAAACAACUGCAUGAAAUGUUUGCAUUACACACAAAUGGUUUGGGCCAAGACCACAGACAUUGGAUGUGGUGUUGCGAGUUGUCCAACGUACGGUCUAUCAAUCGUGUGUAAUUAUGGUCCAGGUGGUAAUUGGAAUAAUGAGAAACCAUAUGAAUUGAAAUCACGUGAAUUGUGCCCAAAAAUGCAGAAUAUUCGUAAAGACAGUUUUCAAAUGAUGCGUGAUGAUACACCGCGUGCACCAUUAUCAAAAGUGAAUGUCAACCACAAGUUGUCAUCGAUCGGUUCAAGUGAAGGUUUAGUUAACGAUCAACCCUCCACAGGCGUGCAAAGAACGUUGGAUUCGAAUAGACGAGAAAUACUCGAACUGCAUACAAAAUACAGACAGGAUUUGGUUGAUUGUAAAGUUGAUGGACAACCUCCAGCUAAAUAUAUGUCACCAUUGAAAUGGAAUUACAAUCUGGCUGCACAAGCACAAAAAUUGGCGAACAAAUGCAUCUUGCAACACGACAAACGUCAUUCGGAUGAAUUCUCUUGGGUUGGACAAAAUAUUGCUCUCCAUCCAACCAUUAAGUCAGGAGUAGAUGCUUGGUUCAAUGAGCACAAAUUAUACGACUACAAUCAAAACAACUGCAUGAAAUGUUUGCAUUACACACAAAUGGUUUGGGCCAAGACCACAGACAUUGGAUGUGGAGUUGCGAGUUGUCCAACGUACGGUCUAUCAAUCGUGUGUAAUUAUGGUCCAGGUGGUAAUUGGAAUAAUGAGAAACCAUAUGAAUUGAAAUCACGUGAAUUGUGCCCAAAAAUGCAGAAUAUUCGUAAAGACAGUUUUCAAAUGAUGCGUGAUGAUACACCGCGUGCACCAUUAUCAAAAGUGAAUGUCAACCACAAGUUGUCAUCGAUCGGUUCAAGUGAAGGUUUAGUUAACGAUCAACCCUCCACAGGCGUGCAAAGAACGUUGGAUUCGAAUAGACGAGAAAUACUCGAACUGCAUACAAAAUACAGACAGGAUUUGGUUGAUUGUAAAGUUGAUGGACAACCUCCAGCUAAAUAUAUGUCACCAUUGAAAUGGAAUUACAAUCUGGCUGCACAAGCACAAAAAUUGGCGAACAAAUGCAUCUUGCAACACGACAAACGUCAUUCGGAUGAAUUCUCUUGGGUUGGACAAAAUAUUGCUCUCCAUCCAACCAUUAAGUCAGGAGUAGAUGCUUGGUUCAAUGAGCACAAAUUAUACGACUACAAUCAAAACAACUGCAUGAAAUGUUUGCAUUACACACAAAUGGUUUGGGCCAAGACCACAGACAUUGGAUGUGGAGUUGCGAGUUGUCCAACGUACGGUCUAUCAAUCGUGUGUAAUUAUGGUCCAGGUGGUAAUUGGAAUAAUGAGAAACCAUAUGAAUUGAAAUCACGUGAAUUGUGCCCAAAAAUGCAGAAUAUUCGUAAAGACAGUUUUCAAAUGAUGCGUGAUGAUACACCGCGUGCACCAUUAUCAAAAGUGAAUGUCAACCACAAGUUGUCAUCGAUCGGUUCAAGUGAAGGUUUAGUUAACGAUCAACCCUCCACAGGCGUGCAAAGAACGUUGGAUUCGAAUAGACGAGAAAUACUCGAACUGCAUACAAAAUACAGACAGGAUUUGGUUGAUUGUAAAGUUGAUGGACAACCUCCAGCUAAAUAUAUGUCACCAUUGAAAUGGAAUUACAAUCUGGCUGCACAAGCACAAAAAUUGGCGAACAAAUGCAUCUUGCAACACGACAAACGUCAUUCGGAUGAAUUCUCUUGGGUUGGACAAAAUAUUGCUCUCCAUCCAACCAUUAAGUCAGGAGUAGAUGCUUGGUUCAAUGAGCACAAAUUAUACGACUACAAUCAAAACAACUGCAUGAAAUGUUUGCAUUACACACAAAUGGUUUGGGCCAAGACCACAGACAUUGGAUGUGGAGUUGCGAGUUGUCCAACGUACGGUCUAUCAAUCGUGUGUAAUUAUGGUCCAGGUGGUAAUUGGAAUAAUGAGAAACCAUAUGAAUUGAAAUCACGUGAAUUGUGCCCAAAAAUGCAGAAUAUUCGUAAAGACAGUUUUCAAAUGAUGCGUGAUGAUACACCGCGUGCACCAUUAUCAAAAGUGAAUGUCAACCACAAGUUGUCAUCGAUCGGUUCAAGUGUAAGUAGAGUUCACUACCAACGCAUACAAGGUCAACCUAUUUCUAUAAAUAAUUUUCAACAUAGUCGUCGUAAUACACAGCGUAAAUGGAGUUCCGGAACGAAAGCUUUACACAAGUUUUCAAAGAGCGUUCGUUGUGUAAGUGGACAUGGCAAUGAUCAAAGACAGCAAAAUUGUAGAAUAGUACGAUACUGA
Messenger RNA from Schistosoma guineensis, 2715 nucleotides. The record is from the annotation of a GenBank genome assembly. NCBI's taxonomy places the organism in Eukaryota, Metazoa, Platyhelminthes, Trematoda, Strigeidida, Schistosomatidae.